AUGGUUAUCAAACAAAACCGCCAGAUCCUCAUGCUGUCCUUAAUGGGGAAAGCGAUGGAUGGGGUGGCUCGCCAGCUUACCAGAGAUGUCAAACGCUUUAUUUGGCACGAAGGCGAAAAUGAAAUUAUUCAGUCAUCCUCGGAAGAGGAGACGGAGGAACCGAUAAUAGAAACAGAAGACCCUGUUAAGAAACGAAAGCCAAAAGUACCUAAAAAGAAGGUUGGAUUUCAGGUGGUGCAACCAACACCCUUGAAAACCGAAAAGAGGAUCGCAGAGGGGGCAGCUCUUAUCGAAGAAGAAGAAGUAGAAGAAGAAGACGAAGAAGUAGACGAUAUCCACGAGCUCUUGCGGAUGAUUGCCACUGAGAAAUGGUUUCCGAGAGGAAAGGAGAUUUCACCCGAGAACACCCUGGAAGUCCUCAUGAGACUGCUUGAGAGAGCGAGUACCCCGAUCAGGAGAGACGUGAUGAAGUAUAUUGGAGAGUUCUACAGGACCUUUGGUUUGGCUGCUGACAAAAAGGGCCAAAUCAUAACAACUUUACAAGGGUUGUUGCAACAUGAAAACGUAUUUAUCCGAGUGGGAGCCGUGAAAUUGCUCGGUGAGCUCGGGUUAGCCCGGCGAGAUAUCAUCUUGGGGUUGUUGCCGAUGCUCGUGCAUGAGGAGCCUGAACUUCGGGGCACCGCAGUGGCCACAUUCAGAAAACUGACCGGCGUUAUGAACAAGGACGGUCUGCUCCAUCUUCUUACCGAUCUCGGAGUCAUAGGCCGACAGGAAGAUGGUUAUCUCAUCGAAGAUGCUGCACUCCAGAUUCUUGCAAACAAUCUAGGCCAGGGAGAAUGUGACACUAGGAAUGAUUCGGUUACCCUCGGAGAAGAUGGCGGUGCAAGUCCUUCAACAGCCCUCCCGAUUCUUUCCAAAAAUCGAGGCCUUAGAGAAGAUCGCGCGAGUCAUUCAAUAGUAGUCAACGGGACUUUCUCUGACUUGAUAGAGUCGUGGGUCAACGGUCUUGAUAGUUCGCAACGUGAUGACUUGUAUGACCCACUCGCCAAGGCCAGUCACACUGAAGGUUUCGGUCCAGAUGGACAGCCCCUCUCGGCAACCAGCAGCUUCGAAAGCGUAGGGGCCUCUCCCAGGGAGCCAGACCUGGGUGACGAUAAGGGUAAGAAGAGAAUGGCACCAGACAGAAGUAUGACUGUAUGUGUCAGCGGACAGGAUGCGGCGGCGGCGGCGGCGGUGGAUAGAACGAGUGGAUCCAUUUCUUCGUCUCCAAAAGUCACCCUUCUUGACAGAUCGACUGAUUCCCUGAACGCCGCCAGACGGGGUAUCAUCGGCCCCUUAGAAGCUGCAGAAAGUCGGAAGAGAGUACGCCGUCAGAGGAGAUCCGAAUCCAAGGCCACGGACAAUACGAGUAUUGAUGGUUCGACAACCAGUAUGUCUGGGGCAGGCUUUUCUGGGACGCACGACUUUUCGGACCAGAAGCAGAAACGGAGAAAGGACUCGCUCGGCCGGCUAGCGGAGUCUUACAGACAAAAGAGUCAGGAUGCACUGGAUAAGAAACAGAGGAAGGAUUCGCUUGGCCGGCUGGCGCAGACCUACAGGAAGAAAAGCCUGGGGUUGCAGGGGUCGAAAACACAGAGCAGCGCAGAGAGGUCAUCAAUAAAGGGCUCUAAAUACAGGCAGAAUAGCCAGGAGUUCAUGAAGCUGAGAAGACAGAACAGCGCAGAUGGAACAUCAAUGAAAGACUCUCUGUACAGGCAGAAUAGCCAGGAGGUCCUGAGGUCGAGAGGAGAGAACAGCACAGAUGGAACAUCAAUGAAGGACUCGCUGUACAGGCAGAAUAGCCAGGAGGUCCUGCGGUCGAGGAGACAGAAUAGUGCGGAGAGUGUUGACAGUUUUGAGAAGGGGAGGAAAGGUGAGGACAGGGACUCGGAUAUUUACUCCGCAUCCUUUGGUCUCGGCAGUCAACUCCUGGACGAUGGCCGCUCUCAAAAGACAGGCCAGACUGGUGUUGGAUUAAAAUCUGAUGAUUCCGGCAUUGGUCAGUUCUCGGACUCCGACAGUCACAUGACAGAAGCACGUGACAAAUAUGGUCGCAACCUAGCAGGUAGUUUCGCGCCUCCCAUGUCUCCUGUCAGUGAUGGGACAGUGGAAUUGGAACAAGGUGAACCAAAUUGGCGACAACUUUUCGACGACCCCCUCACCAUCGAGGGACUACCACACAUGGAGCAGAGACGCGUCAAUGCUGAUCAGCUCCGACGCACUACGGACGCAAUGAAUGCCCGUCACAGCAUCAACUUCCCACCCAUCCGUUACCUCGGAGAAAACGAGAAGCUUCUCCCGGGGGAGGCAGGUCAGAGGCUGCUCCACAGCAUCCAGGUGAAGGCUGGGCCGGGAAAGUCGCCGGACUCAAAGUCCAAGUGGUACCGCAUCGAUGCCAUCCCAGGGAGACUUGGGCUACAUACAAGCACCGAGGAUUCUGGUACAAGUAAGUUCGGCAUCCUUAAGAUGAAAUGGACUACAGACAUGCCCCACUAUGAUCCGUAUGCGUAUCAAAAGCUGCCGUUAGGUUACUAUACCAUUCCGGGAGGGACACUCCCCAAAAUUCAGAAGGCUUCACAGACAAGGAAUAUCCCAAUCGCGAGGCCAACCUCCCCUGGUACAAAACUCACAUCGCUACCCUUCAUUGAUGUCCCCAUCCCGAUAUCAAAAGCAAGAUACGAAUGGGACCGUCCAAUGCCUCCUGCACCGCCCAGGAGGUCUCGGAUGGACCUUCCGAUCAUCCGGACGGAACAUGAUCGAUACUGUCAAUAUUAUAAGAUAGCUAAAGAGAAGGAAGAGGAACGAAAACAGGAAGCAAUGAAACUUCCAACGAUCACCCCGACACGGUCAGGGACCCUCGGGGUUGUUCCAUCCCCAGCCUCCAGCCAUCAGCAGUCACCAAGAGAGUUAGAAGAACUAGAGUUGCCGCCCAUCACCGCUGGCAUGAUACUGGGAGCUGAAUGUUGAAAUGCCGAUCAGUGUGCUGACAAAAACAUCAUUGUAUCAAGAGUCAAAUUUGUCAAAUGUAUUGAAAUUCAAUAAACUUCGAAGAGUAGAGGCAUAUGGUCACAUCCGUGUCUUUCCACGUCGCACCAGAGCUACAUGUUGCCUCAUCUUGCCCUCCCACACCAGCUGUCUCACCAGUACAGGCAUGGGCCACAUUCUUGUCCUUCCACGUCACACCAGAGAACUACAUGUUGCCUCCUCUUGUCCUCCCACGCUAGCUGGCUCACCAGGACAUCUCUCAAUUAAGGACAGCAUUCGUCAGUCUCAAGGGUGACCA
Molecule: messenger RNA, 3322 nt
Organism: Lineus longissimus
Lineage: Eukaryota; Metazoa; Nemertea; Pilidiophora; Heteronemertea; Lineidae
Exons: 14
Coding region: 1-3006 (1001 amino acids)
Source: RefSeq, a predicted model, not a curated record